ACUUGGUGUACAUCAGUCAAGUCUAACCUUAAAAAUUGUAUUCAGUAUUUUAUAAAAAAGUAAGACGUAAAGACUCAGUAUUGAUAAACAACUAAUUAUUUAUUGAUCUUGAAAAUUUUAGCAAUACAAUAUUUUAUAUUAAUUUUAACAGCAGUAUAUUAUUAAUUAUUUCUUUUAACUUUGAUUUGUUUUACAAUACAUAAAUUGUGCUUUUUAUUGACAAAAGAAGAAAACGUUUGAAUAACUUCUCAACAAUCCUACUUACUAUUUUAUCAAAAUGAACGGAAGCAUAGAUAGUAUACUUGACAAUAUUGCUGGACCAUCAACUUCAAACGUGAACGGAGAAGCAGAAGAUCUUUCUUGUAACAAAACAUCAACAGUUAAAGAAGAGAAAACAGUUGAGAACAAUCCAGAAAAUACUACACCUAAAAAAGGAGCAGUUAUACCCAAUUCGAAUACAACAAAUAAAGCAAAAAAACGAAAAAAAAUUUUACGAGAUUCUAAAGCACCCAAGCAACCUCUUACAGGAUAUUUCAGAUUUUUAAAUGACCGCCGAGAAAAAGUUAGAACUGAAAAUCCUACAAUGCCAUUUUCGGAAAUAACUAAACAAUUAGCUGCUGAAUGGAAUGUACUACCUACAGAUCAAAAGCAGCAAUAUUUGGAUGCAGCAGAGCAAGAUAAGGAAAGAUAUAGCAAAGAAUUUGAAGAAUAUAAAAAGACUGAUGCUUACAAAGCAUUUGUUGAGAAACAAGCUGCUAAAAAAGAUAAGAAAGUAAAAAAAGAAAAAAACGAAGCUGAUAACUCUACUACAUCAGAAGCUCCACCUGCUACAAAUAAUGUGCCAAAUCAAAUAAAGAAUGAUGAUGGAACUGUAGAAAUUCCAAUAUUUACAGAAGAGUUUUUGGAGCAUAAUAAAACUUGUGAGGCAGAAUUACGACAGUUACGGAAAUCAACAACAGAUUAUGAAUCUCAAAAUGCUGUUUUACAACGGCAUGUUGACAGUUUACAUGCAGCUGUUACUCAGUUAGAAACUGAUACAAAUUAUUAUAAGACAUCAACUGCAACUCUACAACAAUAUCUAGAUAAACUUCGAGUGCAACUAGUCUCUUGUUUUUCAAAUAUGCCUCUAACAGAUGCGCAUGACGGAGCUACUUCUGAAAAUGUAGAUUCAUACAUAGAUAGACUGGACUACCUCAUAAGUAACAAUCACGUCGAGCCAGCAUUAAAAAAUGCUGUCCGAACUGCUAUUACGCGCGUCGAACUUAUUAAAUGACACUCGCUUACAAACACUUGUACAGUCCCAACAAAAAAUCAACGAUCUCGGCAGCGGAAGUAAGUUAGCUCAAUUAAAUAACUUGUCACUCGUUAGAAUAAGUAAUAAAAUAUUAAAUAUAAAAAAUUUUAUAGAAACAUUUAGUAUGACAUGUGAAUAUAUACAUAAUAAAUGCUAUAAUUG
Messenger RNA from Phymastichus coffea, 1456 nucleotides. It is a transcript of the gene Hmg-2, whose product is annotated as high mobility group protein 20A-like. Gene Ontology annotation, cellular component: nucleus. NCBI's taxonomy places the organism in Eukaryota, Metazoa, Arthropoda, Insecta, Hymenoptera, Eulophidae. The record is from RefSeq and is a predicted model, not a curated record. Gene Ontology annotation, biological process: regulation of gene expression. The transcript is spliced from 7 exons. Bases 278 to 1273 code for a protein of 331 amino acids.